AUGGCUUUCAUCGGAAAUUGGAUAGCAGAUAAAGCCGCUGGCUAUUUGGCGACUGGUCUUCAAGCUGGUGGAACAUUAGCUGGAAACACGGUCGGCAGCGUUGGUGGGCUCAUCGAGAAUAGUGGAAGGUCGUUCGGAGAAGGUACCGUAGCAGGAGGUAUCAAAGGCGUGGGCGGCUACAUUAACAACUAUGGCGAGACGAUCAAAGGCUCCAUGGCCGCGGACGGUCCUGUGAGCAGUGCCAACAAGAAAGUCGCAGUAAAGCCGGGCGACGGCGCGAAGAAAGCAUUACCUGGUGCUGGUGCUGCACCCAAAGGAUUGCCAGCAGCCAGGCCGAAGGCGGUUGGAGCACCAAAACCCGCCCCUCAAGCAUUGCGACCCAAGCCAGCGACAGGCGCAGGGGCGGCGAGGCCACCGCCAGCAGAUGGCAAGGUUCGAAUUGAUCCAGCCAGCCGGCCAAAGCCACCGCCGGGGGGUGUCACUAGAUCUCAACCCAUUACACGUCCAGGCGCUGCGCCUAAGCCCACCGCGCAGAAGACGCCAGACGGGAAAGUUCGUAUUUCAGCAGCAAGUCGUCCUAAACCAGUGGUCAAGUGA
Recurvomyces mirabilis is the source of this 597-nucleotide messenger RNA. RefSeq lists its product as uncharacterized. NCBI's taxonomy places the organism in Eukaryota, Fungi, Ascomycota, Dothideomycetes, Mycosphaerellales, Teratosphaeriaceae. The transcript has 3 exons. Bases 1 to 597 code for a protein of 198 amino acids. The record is from RefSeq and is a predicted model, not a curated record.